Messenger RNA from Coregonus sp. 'balchen', 6376 nucleotides. The record is from the annotation of a GenBank genome assembly. NCBI's taxonomy places the organism in Eukaryota, Metazoa, Chordata, Actinopteri, Salmoniformes, Salmonidae.
AUGAUUAGGUGAGAGACAGACGGACAGAGAGAAAGACAUGUAUGGGGGUCUAUAAGACAAGCCUGACGAUAAAAUGCCAAUCAUCUUUCCACCCUGGCUAUAUUAAGGUUCCUUAACCAUCUUAUACAAAAGGUCAGCUGGAUAAUCUCUACAUGAAUAGAUUCAUACUAUCAGAUCUGCUACCUGUGAGUGAGACGAGGCUGGCGAGGGAGGUGUGUCUGUCUGUGUGCAUGUGAUAUGUACUGUGCAACGUAUGUGCACAUGCAUUGGCAUCUGUUUCAUUCCUAUGAACCUGUGCGUGUCUGUCUUCCUUUAUGAGGGUGUGUGCUUACAAGCAUUUGCUUAUGAGGGUGUAUAAAACAGUAUAGUCUGUAAUGUUUGUUAUUCAAUAUUACGUUGGAUACAACUACUAUUACUUUAUUAUAAAUAUUGAAUGAUUUAAACAGUUCUUUCAUCACAAACCUCUGAAACUACAAAUGGAGAUGAGGGAUUUAACCAAUGUACACAUUUAAUGAUACUAUCAUAUUAACCCAGCCAUUGCAAGCCUUUACAUUACCUGUUCGUCACCAAUGAACUGUUGACCCCUUGUGGUGCAUUACGUCCAUGGUGCAAGGCCCAAACCAGUACAUGCUGGUGGUACAGUGCAACAACACAACACAAGAUGGCAGCCGGCUUAUACUGAGGACCAAGCAAAUUGAACUUCUACUGUUAAUCAUUGCUGCUGAGGCUGACCAUGCCAUUGAGAUACAUGCCAUCAAAAUUGUAUUCAAAAUAUUUAGUUCAACCAGUAAAUAUUAGAACCAUUGCUUGUUUGUCAUACUCCUUAUGUUAUUUUUUACUGGCACUAGAAUUUUUUUAAUGUAAUUUCUAUUAAUUUAAUGUGUCAGAAAUAGUCAGCAAAUGUAUGCUCCCUCUCAGCCUCUUUACCAAAGGUACAAAUUAAUGAAAAGCAAAAACACACCUAGACUCACUUUCCACUGGUCUAAAUUAUUACUAUAAGAUUGUAACCAAAUACGCCUGUACAGAAAAAGCUUUGGACUGUCUGACCAGUGGCGGCUCCUGAAAAAAUUCUCAAGGGGGGCAAUUUUUCUGAUGAUUUAGGUGACCUACACACAUUUUAAAAAAGAUAUGUCCAGCAACAACAUGAAGACAGGGGCAGCAUAUAAGUCAAUACCAGAAGCAUUUAUUGACUGAUCUCAAAAGUGUUGGCUUACCAGGGUUGGUGGAGCCCUCAGUUUCAUCUUUGCCUCGCAAAGCUAACUCAAACACUCCGCAAAACUUCACACACUGGAUUAGCCGGCUGAGGAUGUGGCGGUUCUUGCUAAUGUCGUAGUAAAUAUAUUUGUUAUAGUGAAUAUGGAAUAUGAUAUGUUGAGUAAAAUGUUGUGCUAAGAUCUAUUUAGGUCAGGAGCUGGUUAUAAGUUCUGUUCCUAUCCAAUAACAAUGGACAAAAGGGUCCUAUCUUGUCAGCCUUGUCAGUUUCAGUUCUCCAGUAAACUUGUGAUUAUCAACACUAACCUCAUCGUUGUGGCGGCGGACAGCUAGCCUGUAUCCCUCAUCCAGUUGAGUGGGAAUGUUCACUCUCCCCAAAGCAGACAAUCUCAAACAGGUAUCAAUGUGGGUCUUUGACAGCUCAUGUUUCUUAAUCUUUCCUGAAAGAUGGUGCAUGUCCGUUACACACCAGUCGCUGUCCAAGCGGUGCUGUCUGCCGUGCCGCCUUCAGGGUGAAAGAGUAAGCAGGGGGUAGCAGAAGACUGCAUUAGCUACAUCGCAGCCUGCUAGCCAGGUUUUUCGUUCGUACCAAUUUUUGGAAAAUCCUCGGGUGUAGGACUUCCCCCCUUUAGUAGAAACCUGUUGAAUUAUUAAAUUUGGUCUGGGAGGUCCUAAUUGUUUCGUUGCCAAUUUAUCUUCAUUUGUUCGCCGACAAAAAGGAACUUCUUUCAAAGACACAAUCGAGUUGCACUGAAGCCUAGCCAUUUUGACAGUAAUAGUGAAUUGAUUGACGCUGCUACCCGCUCUUUUCUUAGUUACGUUCAUGGUUAUGUUACGUAUGACGAAAGCGCGUAAGUGCAAGCCCUCAGAAACCCAUAGAGAUUGUAUUGAAAGCUCUGAUAUUUGAAAAAAAUAGAUUUUACAUGGGAGUCUAUGACAGACUUCUGGGCGAUUUUCAACCUGACUGAAAUCGCCCCAAAAGGGGGGGGGGGGGGGGGCAUUUGAAGCACGACUUUAGCCUGAUUGGACAUUUAGUGGCACUGUGGCAGAUCAGACGUCUAGAUUACAACACUGAUAACUACUGUUGCCGUGAUAUAAUUGAUUAGAAAAAAAAUCCCUUCCUUUUCCUGUUUGGCAGUGCGUCGCCCAUAUCGCCCUAUUGAACACACCGCCCCUGUGUCUGACACAGUACAAUAUCGUAUGCUAUCAACAGACGUGCCAACAAUCUUCCAUGAGGCCUUAGAUUGAAUGUGUGUUUACAAGUAUAAAUAUAGUACAGGCAUCAGCUUGGAGUUUGCCAGCACAGUAUGUGGCUUUUAAAAGAACUACAGAACAACUAAAGAAGGACAGAACAACAAAAGAACUACAGAACAACUAAAGAAGGACAGAACAACAAAAAAACGACAGAACAACAAAAGAACUACAGAACAACAAAAUAACUACAGAACAACAUAAUAACUACAGAACAACUAAAGAACUACAGAACAACUAAAGAACUACAGAACAGCUAAAGAACUACUGAACAACUAAAUAACUACAGAACAGCAAAAUAACUACAGAACAACUAAAGCAAUACAGAACAACUACUAGUGCCUAAAGAGCUAUUCCGGAAAUAGACCAUAACAUUGUGUGUAAUGCCUCAGAGUAGUGCUAAGAGUACAGUACAGAAUGCUCUAACUACCGGAAGUGCCUUUAAUUAAAUUAAUGGAGAGUGAAUGAAGAGGGGCUGAGUAGGGGUGGUACUUCUCUGCUGGGCCUGUUAGCCAAUCAUUCAGGCCCAAGACAAUUAUGUUCAGCCCCUUGCCAUCAUCCCCUGUGUCUUCAGCCACACGUAGCCACUCCUCAGAGCCAGGUGUCCCCAGAGAAGUUCAGAGAGUUCCAGACAGCUCCUGGCAGGAAGCACCAGGUACUGGGAUUUCACCUUGGUGUGCAUAUUGUCUUUUACUGGUAACAGGGGGAUUAGAAUAGCCUCAGCAGAAACUCCAUUCAGACAGUACAUGCUGGUGGUAAAAAUAGGCAUGUCAUGUAAAAACAGGUGUUCUUAAAUAACUAAGAUCAUGCUCACUCACAUGGCACUUGUUGCACAAUUUUACUAAGGUCACCGGGUCAGGGUGGAUCUCCCCAGAUGACGAGAGUAAUCUAGGACAUUUCAGCCACACCCUGCAGACUUGAAAUGGAAAUGGUGUGUGUGUGUGCCUAAGUGCGUUCAAGUGUGUGUGUGACACAACAGAAGCACUAGUGUUUACUGUAUGUUUGUUCCCGCUGAGUUUGUACACAGACUCCAUAGAGCACAACACAUACAGUACAUAACCUUAAAGCCAUUUCACCACACCAGUCAUGUACAGUACAUCAGAGCCAAACGAAGCCUAACAUAAUGUAGAAAACACUAGCUCACACUAUACAGCUGCAGGCCUUUAACAAGUCAAUUAUCAGGACUGUUUAAAAUAACACAUAGAGCACCAACAGUCACAACAGUUGAUAGCAAUAGUUUGACAGAGAGAGAUCUGGCUGGUGAAUGAGACUAUAAUAUUGAUGGUUAGGAAUGCCUCUCAAGUGACACUUCACAUAACCGUACAUGACAUUUCAAAAAUACUAUUUUAGCCUGCUGGCUGUUUAAUCAUACUCCAGGAUCUCCAAACUAGUCUCAAGGUCUACAAAGCAGUGCUGCUGGUAGUAUUCCAUCAUCAGCAUAGUAAUGAUUUAUUUACGUGCUUGAACACAACAAACUAAUCCUAAUGGUCAUUGGUGUUUGGACAAUACAUUGUCCCAUUGUAAGUGUGUGUGUGUGUCUUCACAGUUACAUAAAGCCCUAAUUGUUUUUACGGGAGGCAUGGGCGGAUUCAGAAGCGAAGCCAGAUUACAGUCAGGAUUUCACCAACCGGAUUAACCCGUGAUUUAAGCACCUUAUUUACUUACAAGAAGUUAAAAUAAUCAGUACGCUUGUCUGUGUUCACUGUAUAUAAAGGACCCCAAACACAAGAGACUCCAAAACGAACAACCACAAAACACUGAAUUCUACUCGUUGCUCAUCUUCAUUAAGACAGGUAAGGUCCAUCGUCUUGGUGGAGAGGAUCCAUGGAUAUAUUUCAUGCUAUUAUAGGACUUGAUUAUCUCACUGAAAAUGUAAAUAUCGUUAUUGAAUACCGUAUGAAUUGUUUUUGGAAGAUACUAGCCAGCUAAGAAUGAGUUGUGCUUUUGUAUAGAUGUGCAUGCAAAAUAUGGGAUUCGACAGCUCAUUUCUACCUCGCGACCCUAUGAAUAUGUAACAGAAAGACCAUUGUACCUCAGAAAAAAAUAUAAGAAUAGCUAUUUCUGAUGUUAUUUUACUCCAACAAGAACUACAGUGUCUCUGGGAAUGCAUUGAAUGUUUACUAACUUGGAGGCAGAUGAUUUGAGGUUCUCUCGCCGAUCUGGUGUGCAUCUUGUCUGGUGUGGUCAGUUCAUCCCCAUUGUCUCUCUCCCUCUGUCUGCUGUGCAGCAUGGGAUCCUCAAAGCUGGCUUUCAUUAUGGUCCUGAUGGCCUGCGUAGAACACGCCUGGUCUGCCUCCUGUGUGGUCGACAGCUUCACAGUCAAGGCGGACUUCGACCCUAAGAGGGUGAGCUUUGCUACAGUACACACAUUAGGGGUCACAUCCCUAGACAGAUAAAAACAAGAGAACAAUGUCAGUUUUAAACAUGAUCGGAUAAACAUGGCUACGAUAAUGUGUAAUGCAAAUGCAUAAGAGAUGACUACAAUGAUCUACUGAAUUAAGUCUUGAAUCUCCAUAUAUCAAUUUUGUGCUCUGGAUUUCGAUCCUCAUUGUCUACUGUUUGUGAGUUUUUCUCAAUCUUCUGUAUCUCUGGUUUUCUCUGUUGCAGUAUUCUGGGAAGUGGUACGCUCUGCAGAAGAAGGACCCUGAGGGCCUGUUCCUUCAGGACAACAUCUCCGCUGAGUACACCGUCGAUGAUGACGGCACCAUGACCGCCUCCUCCAAGGGACGUGUCACUCUCUUUGGGUGAGUAGAUCUGCAUCAACUUGGAAGAACUAGCAUAUAAAGCAUACACAGAUGCUAAACUGAUUGUCUAAUUGUACGGAAGAAUGUGGAUUAAUAUCCAUUUAAUUGGUGACAAAACUAUUUGUCUAAUAGACCAUAAGAUUGUGGCACAAACCAAUCAAAUGUUAUUUGGUGGACAGGAAAUAUAGACAACAUUUUACACUGUAGGUGAUGGAUCGCAAUAAUCUUGCAUAUGUGUUUGACCUCUGGUUUUAAGUUGCGAGAGCUAAUAUGAGUUUGAGUGUGUUGACAUGUUCUGGGUUCUGUGCAAAUAUGAGUCUGUGUUGUUGUGUUGACAGGUUCUGGGUUGUGUGCGCUGACAUGGCUGCCCAGUACACCGUGCCUAACCCCACCAACCCCGGCAAGAUGUUCAUGAACUACCAGGGACUGGCCAGCUACCUGGCCAGUGGAGGUGACAACUACUGGGUGAUUGACACCGACUAUGAUAACUAUGCCAUCACCUACGCCUGCCGUACCCUGAAGGACGAUGGAAGCUGUGAAGACGGUUACUCCCUGAUCUUCUCCCGUAAUCCCCGUGGCCUGCCCCCAGCAAUCCAGCGCAUUGUCCGUGGGAAACAGGAGGAGAUCUGCAUGGCUGGCCAGUUUGAGCCUGUCCUGCAGUCCGGUGAGUUGGACACCUGUCUAUAGGGACACAGCAUGAAAACAAAGGUUAAAUGAUAUCAUGUCUAGAUUAUAUCAAUGAGCAUGAAGGAGAGCAUCCUAAUUAAUAAAUGAAAGCUAAGAGGGAGCUAAGAGUUGUAGUUCAAAUAGGUUUGAAAAUAUUCAUAACAAUCUGCAUUAUGCCCCAGCACAGAAACGUUUUCUUAGGCAGAGAACUUAUUCAUGCUCCCUAACCAGACUUGGACUUCUCUUUCCUCUACAGGAGCUUGCUAAAUUGUCAGCGCAGCCUGCACCAAAUUCCUUAAGCAUGCUGGCAUGAGAAGAGGCGUCCAGGGCCAAUGGAUAGAUCCAUAGCAGCGCGCUGUAGAAAUGAAUAGACCAUGUUGCGAGGCGGGAGGGAAAAGUCAACCUCCGCCACCAUUGUCUCAAGGGAAGGGUUGCUCAAUCGGGGUUGGUGCGUUGUGUCAAGUCAAGUGUGUAUGUGAAAAUAAAUAUAUUUUUUAAACAAA